Molecule: messenger RNA, 456 nt
Organism: Daldinia childiae
Lineage: Eukaryota; Fungi; Ascomycota; Sordariomycetes; Xylariales; Hypoxylaceae
Product: DASH complex subunit DAD2
Exons: 3
Coding region: 1-456 (151 amino acids)
Biological process (GO): mitotic cell cycle; attachment of spindle microtubules to kinetochore
Cellular component (GO): DASH complex; mitotic spindle; mitotic spindle midzone
Source: RefSeq, a predicted model, not a curated record
AUGGCAUUUUCUUCGCGCACGCUACCUAGCCAUAUACGCCAAGCCUCUACCUCGAGCAAUCCCAGUGCUCAGUCUGCAGGGCAGUCAAGCGCACUUCUCGCCCGAGUCAAUGAGAAGAAGGCGGAGCUUGAGAAUUUAAAGGAGCUGCGGGAACUUAGUGCAGCUGUAGCAAAUCAGAUGGAAGCUCUCGAACAAAAACUUGCUACUCUAUCGGAUGGGACAGAAGCGAUUGCGAUGGUGUUAGGAAACUGGCAUAAUGUUCUACGAGCUAUCAACAUGGCAUCAGCCAAAAUACCCAGUCCACGAAACGCAGAGGAAACUACAUCUAAAGCCCAGGACGAUACUUUACCUCUACCACAGACUCUAGUGCGAAUACCGACGGAACAUGCACCGGCAUUACAAGCCCAGACAGAAGCGAUUAUGGAGGGCGAACAUAACUCAUCCUCGAUCUCAUAA